GCAUUGGAGGCAUGGAGCAGUACUGAACAGUUCUCAACUGAAAAAAAGUGACGGCACUAUUAGGGUUCCAAAUCACACUGUUGAGAGAGAGAGAGAGAGAGAGCGAAGCGGAGGGAUGUUAGGGAAGAGGCUAAUCUCCUUCCUGAAGAGAACUCCAUCAAGCAGCAACAGCAGCAGCUCGGUGAAGUCGGAACCGAAGACCAAAUCAUGGGGUCGCAAGGCGGUUUCCGGCGCCUUGAUUUGCCUCACCGGCGGUGUUGCUUUGAGUGCCCUUGAUGACCUUAUCAUUUAUCAUGGCUGUAGCUGCAAGGCCAUGGAGAGAGCUAGUAAAAACCAGGCAAUUAUAGAUGCCAUUGGGGAGCCUAUUGUAAGAGGUCCUUGGUACAAUGCAUCACUUGCAGUUGCUCACAAGAGACAUUCUGUAUCUUGCUCAUUUCCCGUUUCUGGACCCCAAGGUUCUGGAAUCUUUCAGUUGAAGGCGGUUCGUAAUGGAGAUGACAGCUGGUUUUCAUUUUUACGGUCACGUGACUGGGAAAUCCUUAUUAUGGAAGCUCUCCUCCAUGUUCCCUCAAAUGAAGAGAAGCAGCAAACAUUCCGGAUUAGUGUUUCAGACUUCCCUCCUCCAGUUUGCAAGCCAUGUACUGAUUGCAGCUCUCCAGAAUCAGCAGUCACCAGCAGAGAAGAAAUGAAAAGUUGAACUAGUUAUUAUAUGAGAAUGUUACUCAUUUUGCCCUUUUUCAUGCAUGUUCUUAUUCUUCCAAUAUUUCCUUUUGAAGUAAUAGAGGGAAGCUCUAUAUUUGACCUGCUUGUCUGAAUAAUUUCUUUGAUAAUUUUUUUUAUUUUUUUUAUAGAGUAGACCAGUUUACCGGAGUGAAUGUAUUUGGGGGUAAAGCUGUUCGAGAUGGCCUCAUUGUUUUGAUAUAGGAAUUUAUAUUCUUCUGCAGCCACAACUGAGGGAAAAUUGAUAAAUAAUUACAAUAAUUUUGUUAUUUUGAUUAUUCUA
Messenger RNA from Camellia sinensis, 1003 nucleotides. RefSeq lists its product as uncharacterized. The record is from RefSeq and is a predicted model, not a curated record. Lineage: Eukaryota; Viridiplantae; Streptophyta; Magnoliopsida; Ericales; Theaceae.